CAAAAACAUAAUAAUAUCUCAGUUACCUUCACAAUAUAGCAAAUCUCUUCAAAAUCAGAAGUCACAAUGAAGAACUUUCUCAGUGGAAAUGAGGUUGGUGUUCCCAUGAGUUCAGCAGUAUGCUCAUUUGAACGGCAGCAAAAAAGAUUACUGUCUCUCUCUGCCUGCCAAGACCAUCUUUCAUCUGCAACUUCAAAACACUUUCCUAAAAUAAAGAAAAGAAAAUCUGUAAUUAGUAAGAUGAACAAACUUGGAGAAAGGAUGGACUGUCUUGCACAAGGCAUCCGCGAGUAUGUGAGCCUUAGCCCGAAGCUAACGGAAACUGUGAAGGGAAAAUUGAGCCUUGGAGCAAAAAUUCUUCAAGUAGGAGGGUUGGAGAAAAUAUUCAAGCAGAAGUUUAGAGUUAAAGAUGAUGAAGAGCUAUUGAAUGUUUCUCAAUGCUAUUUAUCAACGACAGAUGGUCCAAUAGCAGGCCUCCUCUUCAUCUCUACCGAUAAGAUUGCUUUCUGCAGUGAGAGAUUAAUAAAGUUCUUAUCUCCAACUGGAAAGUUGCUUAGAAUCUACUAUAAGGUAUCGAUCCCAAUAAGUAAGACAAUGAAAGCAAAAGAGAGUGAAAAUAGGGAAAAACCAUCACAGAAGUAUAUACAAGUAAUUACAGAGGAUGAUUUUGAGUUCUGGUUUAUGGGAUUCCUUAAUCAUCAAAAGACUCUGAGAUAUCUGCACCAGGCAAUUUCAAGUACUUCAAGCAGCUAAGAAGACAAAAUAUUUUCCUUUCUUUUUUCAUUUUUUUUCUUAUUACACCCAUUCAUCAAUGUAAAAUGUUGAUGCAAAAUGAAUGUACAGAUCUCUUCAAACUUGUAAUUAGCUCCAUUGUUCAAUGGAGAUUUUAGGUUUCUUAGUCUUUGAGCCGUAGCUGUUAACACGAAUGUAUAGACUUAUUGUAAAAGUAAUGCAGUCAGAAGGUUAAUUUAUCUUUUGG
Messenger RNA from Solanum verrucosum, 979 nucleotides. Its product is annotated as putative GEM-like protein 8. Lineage: Eukaryota; Viridiplantae; Streptophyta; Magnoliopsida; Solanales; Solanaceae. The transcript has 4 exons. The record is from RefSeq and is a predicted model, not a curated record. Bases 67 to 753 code for a protein of 228 amino acids.